CUUUCGCGGGAAAACUGCCCCCAAUCCUUUUUGGAGAGGCUUUGGCGCGAGUCUUUGGCGGCGUGGCUCUCCUUUCUCUGCCUGGCUCCAUCUCCAUCUCCAAGUUGCAAUGGUGCAAUUGCGUUCCUCCAGUGGCAACCCAGCUGCCAGCAUGGACCCUUUCCAUUUGCAGGGCAACCUUUCAGGAAAGAAGAAAUCUACGGCAUUCCGCAAUACAAAGCUGAUCCCUAUGGAAACCUCUUCAUCCUCUGAUGACAGCUGUGACAGUUUUGGCUCCGAUAAUUUUGCAAACACGAAAUCGAAUUUCAAGCCAGAAGUUACAGAAGAAAUGGCCAAAAUCUUCAAGGAGGAUUCAGAUGAUGAAUCAUUCUGUGGUUUUUCGGAAAGUGAGAUUCAUGAUGCGUUGAAACUGGAUACCGAUUCUGAAGAAAACAAUGAGUGUGAUGAAGAUAAACAUCAACAUAAUAAGAGACCACGGAAUUGCCCUGUCCCUCUUAAAGUUGCUCUGAAGUUUCCACCUCGGAGGUCUAAGAGGAGGGAGGCUGAAAGAGUUCCUGCUCCUAAACUUCCCUGUGAACUGGACCAGGAUUCGGAUUCUGAUGAAGAAAGAGGCCCAAAAUUCUUAGAGAAAAGAGCUUUAAAUAUAAAGGAAAACAAGGCCAUGCUUGCAAGAUUGAUGGCAGAAUUGAGUGUCCCUGGAAUGUUUCCUGGGAAAGGUCUACUGACAACCCCUAUUUCGAAACCACGGAGGACUCCCAGGAAAUCAUUUCCCAGAAGUGCUUUACGGAGGAAUCCAGAGAGAAGUUCUAGGCCUCACACCAGAUCGCGAUCCUUGAUUGAAGGUCCUCCAAGCCCCAUGUCAGACAAGCAGGAGGAAGAUCCUUACGUUUUAGUGAGAAGGAGAACAUUUGAUGACUAUUCUGAGGAUGAAAUGGAUGCUCCCAGAAGAAAACGUAACAGCGCUAUGACUCUUCCCCAUGUUAUCCGUCCAGUGGAAGAAAUAACCCAGGCAGAGUUAAAUAAUAUCUGUGAAACUGCCAGUGAUAAAGUGUACAACCGUACACUGGGGUCCACCUGUCAUCAGUGCCGCCAGAAAACUAUCGACACCAAGACAAACUGUCGCAACCCAGAAUGUAUAGGAGUACGGGGCCAGUUUUGUGGGCCCUGUCUUCGCAACCGCUAUGGAGAGGAAGUCAAAACUGCUUUGCUGGAUCCGGACUGGUAUUGCCCACCCUGCCGUGGAAUCUGCAACUGCAGCUUCUGCAGGCAACGGGAAGGAAGGUGUGCAACAGGCGUUCUGGUUUAUUUGGCCAAGUAUCACGGUUAUGACAACGUCCAUGCCUAUCUGAAAAGUCUGAAGCAAGAACUUGAAAUGCAAGAAUGAAAAUCCUGACACUGAUCUGCAAUCAACAUACACCAGUUUAGCAUUCUCAUUGAAGUUUUUCAACAUUUUUUUUUACAAUUUCAGCAUGUUUAAAAAGGGAAACAAAAGUAAUUGACUCAGUUGAGUCAUUUGACUGGCAUUAGAUAUUACAGGAUGUGAGUCUUUACUGUUUUCAACUAGAAGUUGUUCUGAUUUCAUACUCUGUUACGUUAUUAAUUACAUUAUGCCAGCUACAUGAAUAUACUUGCUUAACUUACUUGGAUGGUACUUACAGAAAGGCUCUGAUUUGUCAAAGGAGAUGGUUCUGUUGGUUAUCAGUGCCAGGACCUUGCAUUUUUGGAGGUAGUUGGAAAAGAGACUCAGGCACUGGGGGUUGCAUGAUCAAGAGUCUAUGGCUGAAAUCUUACGAGCUUAGCAAUAGCGUAAUUAGGCUGAGCCAUAUACUUUGGAUGGUCUCUUUCCCCCUCCCCUCACCAUUUCCUGCUCUUUUUGUUUGUGGGCAGGCAAGAUUGCAAAAGCAUUUGGCUAUGUGCCCAUAGCCAGAUGCAUAACGAUUACAUCAGUGCUGAGACCUCUAGGGGACCCUGGUAGAUCUCAGCACUCAUGUCAUCAUUUUGUGGCUGUAUAGUCAGAUGAAUUUGAGAUCCUGUUGGCUCCCCAUAAAGCAGAGAAUUGUGUCGAUCGUUGCAGUUCAAUUAGAGAUAGUUCAGGUUCAUCUGCCACUGUGUAGACUGGUCAUGAAGAGCAUCUUAUUUCAGGAGUUGAGUGUCUAUGCUAUUUUAGGUGGCGUUUUGUUGUUAUAAUGGGGGUUUGCACUUCAAGCAUCAGUAAAAGGUGGGAGACUGUUGCUUUCAAUUAUGUAGUUCAUGUUGAAAAAAACUUGACAUUGCGCUUGCUUAAAAUCAAAACGCUUUCUGUGUAUAACAAGCAAUGCUUAAAGGAAGUGGUUCACAACCUGUGGAUCGCCAGGUGUUUUGGUCUACAACUCCCAGAAAUCCCAGCCAGUUUACCAGCUGUUAGGAUUUCUGGGAGUUGGAGGCCAAAACAUCUGGGACCCACAGGUUGAGAACCACUGGCUUAAAAGGAAAGGGAAAGAACAGUGUUAACCAUGCACACACUCAUGGCGGGAAAACUAGCUAUGUAGAAUAGUUUACUAGUGGACAAUAGAAUGCCUAGCUAUUUCUUUAAUGUGUUCAGAAACUACAAUGAAGAGGUGACUUCUAGCACAUUGUAUGUAGCUCAUUGUUAAAUGAUACUUUGUAAGUAAACCAGUGGUUCCCAACCUUUGAUCCUCCAGGUGUUUUGGACUUCAGCUCCCACAAAUCUUAACAGCUGGUAAGAUAGCUGGGAUUUCUAGGAGCUGAAGUCCAAAACACCUGGAGGACUAAAGAUUGGGAACCACUGCGGUAAACAAUAACUGACAGUAGGAAUCUUUUCUCCAUCAGACAGAGCUGGGCAAAGGUUUUAUUUUCAAAUGGUCUGUUUUGUUUGUGUGAAAAUAUUCAUAAUGGGUGAUGGGCAACUUGUGACUCUCCAGGUGAUAGGGGACUGCAAUUCCCAGUCAGCCCUAGGCCACACAGCCAAUUGUAAGGGAUGCUGGAAAUGUAGUCUAGGAACGCCUGGAGAGCCUCACCCCAGAUCUAAAGCUGUCUUGACUACUUCCAUAAGUAAAUCUUCAAACUUGGUUGAACAUGUGAAUGCCAUGCCAUAUGGAUUUUGUGCAGGCUUGUUUUAACCAUAGCAGAAGGCUCUGGCCAGACUCAUAAUAUUGUCUUAAAGUAGUUUCAUACGUACUGUAAAUAGGUUCUGUGAACUAUGAAACUUGACAAUAAAAAUGCGGCUUAGAA
Molecule: messenger RNA, 3231 nt
Organism: Anolis sagrei ordinatus
Lineage: Eukaryota; Metazoa; Chordata; Lepidosauria; Squamata; Anolidae
Gene: CDCA7
Product: cell division cycle associated 7
Biological process (GO): regulation of DNA-templated transcription
Cellular component (GO): nucleus
Source: RefSeq, a predicted model, not a curated record